AUGGCCGUGUCUCAUCAGUGGUUUGUUCAGUGGUCUUCCCCAUCUUUGGUUUUCGCCGAUAUAAGUAGGGAGUUCAACAAUAUUAACCCUAAUUGGAAUUAUAAGCAAAACUACCGGAGCCCUUACAGACAACAGUCUCCAGUCAAAGAACAAUAUUAUUAUGGUGAUAAGGCUAAUUAUGGAAAAAGUCAGAGUGAAAAUGAUUACGAAUUGGAUAGAUCAAAACUUAACGAUCACACCCGUGUAGCAGGCGUUACUUUAUGGCUUGCGAUGCUAGGACUUGCUCAUCCGCAAUCGGUGCCAACUGACACUGAUACCCUGCCUUUCAACACGUUGUACAAGUGGAAACAAGUGGACUUCGAAUUCCCUUCAGAGAGACAUCGAAAUUACGCGAUUGCGAACGGGGAUUACGUUCCAGCAAAUGUUCUGCCAUUGGGUUUGGAAGUUUGGGGCUCCCGUGUAUGGGUAACAUUGCCUAGCUGGAGGCGUGGUGUCCCUGCCACGCUGGCGACGGUAUCUCGUACCGGAGGAGUAACAUCGCCACGCCUCAAGCCGUAUCCCGAUUGGAGUUAUCAUGGAGCCCAAAGUAAAAGCAGUAAUUGCUCAGGCCUAACAUCUGUUUUCCGAAUGAGCAUUGACCCAUGCGGAAGAUUAUGGGUCUUGGAUUCUGGUCAAAUAGAUUCGCAGGAUGAUCCGAAACAAAUAUGUCCACCAAGCAUCAUCGUUUUUGAUUUAAAAACUGAUUUGCCCAUCGCCCGAUACAUUAUACCGAAUGAAUAUGUGCUUCAAGAUUCUUUAUACUCAAAUAUUAUUGUUGAUACACGGAUGGAAGACUGUUCGGAUCUGUAUGUCUAUAUUGCAGAUACGUGGCGCUUCGGGCUACUAGUUUUUCGCGAAAGCGACGAAAGCUUUUGGCGAUUUUCGCAUCAUCUGUUCUUUCCAGACCCACUGGCUUCUAAUUAUACUUUACAUGGUUUGAAUUUUCAAUGGUCCGAUGGAAUUUUUGGUCUCGCACUGUCUUCUUUAGAUGAAAAUAAAGAACGAAUAUUGUUCUUUCACUCCAUGUCGAGUUACAGAGAAUUUUUCGUGAAGACAUCUAUUUUAAGAGAUUCUUCUCGUGUGAAUAAUAGUGCAACUGAAUUCCAUCUGCUCGGUGAAAGCCGGGGACUUUAUGGCCAAUCUUCAGCUUCGGCGAUUGAUAGCAGAGGUGUCAUGUUCUAUGGUUUAGUUACAAGAGAUAGUAUAGGAUGUUGGGAUACGAGUAAACCAUAUCUAAAGAGAAACACAGGAGUGGUCGCAAUGAAUAAAGAAACUUUGAUUUUUCCUAAUGACGUAAAAGUCGAUCAAGAAGUGCGACAAAGUGUUUGGGUUAUAUCAAACCGGCUGCCAAUGUUCCAAGCUGGACCUCUGAAUCCUGAUGACUAUAAUUACCGCAUAAUGUAUGCGGAUACAUCGGAAGCUGUGCGGGGAACUGUGUGUGAUCCGAAUUUUUUGCCUAUGCUUUUGAUACCAUUAUUCUUCGUGGUGUACCUAGCAACGCAUGUAAAUUCUUAUGGUCAACAAGAUCCGCUAGGUACUCUCUAUCGAUGGAGGCAAAUCGACUUCGCUUUUCCAACUGCGCGACAUCGCCAACUGUUUCUACAGAACGGGCAAUUUAACCAAAUCAACGUAAUUCCGUUGGGUGUCGAGAGAUGGAAAGACCGUCUUUUUGUGAGCACUCCACGUUGGAAACGAGGGGUCCCGGCGACAUUAUCAGCGCUACCUGUCUCUGCUCAGGAAGAAUCUCCUUUGCUGGCUCCGUUCCCUAGUUGGGACUGGCAUACUGCAGGUAACUGCACCGGAUUCACAUCAAUCUUCAGAAUGAGUAUAGACCACUGUGGUGUCAUGUGGGCCCUCGACUCUGGACAAGUAGAAGCUUUCGAAACACCGCGCCAAUUAUGUCCGCCUACUCUAUUUGCCAUAAACUUGGAAACAGAUACCGUUAUCGGACGGUUCCCUAUACCCAGCGAAUUUGUUUUACAAAAUUCAUUAAUAACAAAUCUCGUAGUUGACACAAGAGAUGCUCAAUGUAAGGAUUUACACGUUUACAUUGCGGAUGCAUGGCGUUUUGGACUCAUUGUUUUUAGAGAGUCCGAUGAAUCGUUCUGGAGGUUCAGUCACUACACAUUCUACCCUGAACCAUUGUUAUCAAAUUACACACUUCACGGAUUAAACUAUCAAUGGUCAGAUGGUCUAUUUGGGAUGUCUUUAGGCCAAAUGAACCGCGGAGAUCGACCUCUUUAUUAUCAUUCAAUGUCUAGCUCUCUUGAGUUCGUAGUACAAACUUCAGUAAUACGGAAUCCUUCGCGCGUUAAUAACGCUGUUGAUGAGUUUAAACUUCUCGGCGAGAGUCGUGGUUUGAAGGGACAAGUGUCCGCUUCAGCUAUAGACCGCAACGGUGUCAUGUUCUUUAACCUCAUUUCGCUAGACAGUAUCGGGUGUUGGAAUACGCGCAAACCGUACGAGAUUGAAAAUUUAGAUAUUGUUGCUCAAAAUAAUAAUACACUGGUAUUCCCUAACGACUUACGAAUAGAUCAUGAAGUUCCUCAGAUUAUCUGGAUAAUUACCAACAGGUUACCUAUGUAUCAAUUUAAUUUAAUUGACCCAAAUCAGUAUAACUACAGAUUGAUGUAUUUGGAGCCAAAUACCGCUAUUCAAAACACUGCUUGUCAGAAUUAA
Pararge aegeria (speckled wood butterfly) is the source of this 2718-nucleotide messenger RNA. RefSeq lists its product as uncharacterized. Bases 1 to 2718 code for a protein of 905 amino acids. Gene Ontology annotation, cellular component: extracellular region. The transcript has 7 exons. Lineage: Eukaryota; Metazoa; Arthropoda; Insecta; Lepidoptera; Nymphalidae. The record is from RefSeq and is a predicted model, not a curated record.